AUGAGGCUCGGCACCGGCAAAAGGGAAGCGUCGAGCUGGAUCCGAGGCUUAUGUCGUCGAGGACCUUGGAUUUGCAAGCGGAGGGAACCCGGGUGCUGGAUCUUGACUCGGCUGCGACUCUGGGUCACCGGUGGCUUGGGAUCUGACGGCGGAGACAGAUUUGCAGAGGAGGGUCGCAACGGCAGGGAUUGGCGCGGCGUCCGGUGUCGCGGUGGCGCGGAGGUGCUUCGGUGCAGAGUUGCAGGAUCGGUGAGUGUGGCGGAGGUGCUUUGGGAAGAUGAUGAACACCAAGGAGAAGAAAUUGAGUCAUUUGUUGAAGAGGUCAUGCGUAAGAUCUGUGACAAACGUGUGGAUGUGCCUGAAAAUUUGGUUGAAGAUUAUCGUCAGAUAAAAGCCAUAAUAGAGAAGUUGGAUGUUGACUCUAGUGGUGUACGUUUCAUUGGGAUACACGGAAUGGGGGGUAUUGGUAAAACUACACUUGCAAAAGUUGUGUUCAACAAACUAUGUUUUGGCUUUGAUGAUGCUUUUUUCCUGAAUGACAUUCGAGAAGCCACGCAACAUGGUCUUAUAAACUUGCAGAAAAAGUUAUUAUCAGGUUUUUGUGGUUCUAGGAUUGUUGAACACAUUAAAGACAUUGGAGAUGGGAUGCAAUUGAUGAAGAAAGUAUUUAGGACUAAAAAAGUCCUCAUUGUCCUUGAUAAUCUAGACAAGAAAGAGCAACUCGAAAAGCUAGUUGGGAAAUCUAAUUGGUUUAAUUCUGGUAGUAGGAUCAUUAUCACAACUAGGGACAAAGGUAUCUUGAUGACUCAAAUGGAAUCAUCCAGUAAAGAGGACUUAAGUCAACCCGAAGGAAUUUUGGACUAUGAAGUUCAUGGAAUGGGAUUUGAUCAAGCACUUCAGUUGUUUUCUAAGCAUACUUUUGGAAGUGACUCUCCUAUGGAAGACUAUGUUGCUCUUUCAAAAGCUAUUGUUGAUAAAGUGGAUAGGCUUCCGUUGGCUGUCGAGGUGAUCGGUUCAUUGCUCUAUUGCUGCAGCUCUACCCUGGAGCCACAUUUUGAUAAAAGAAACCUAUGGAAAGACACGUUGAAGAAGUUAGAUAGAGGUCCGUUUAAGGAUGUUCGGGAUAUAUUAAUGAUAAGUUAUGAAGGAUUGGAGAAUGAGCAAAAAGAAGUAUUUCUGGAUAUUGCUUGCUUUUUCACCAAUGAGGAAAAAACAUAUCCAAUUAUCAUGUGGGAUAAUUGUAAUUACAAUCCUCACAUUGCAAUACCUAUCCUCCUCCAACGGUCCUUGAUAAAAAUUGGAGAUGAUAAUAAGUUUUGGAUGCAUGACCAAGUUCGAGAUCUGGGAAGGUACAUCAUCCUCAAAGAAUAUCCUCACAAAUUUAGUAGGGUAUGGAUUCAUGAGGAUGUUGUAAAACUAUUGGAGAGUAAAGAGAGAAAGGAAGAUGUAAAAGCACUAAGCUUGACUUACGAUGGCCACAGCAUUGCACCUAAAGAAUUGGCUGCUCUACCAAAUCUAAGGUUCCUUCGAGUGAAAGGCAUUGAUAUAAAGGAGCUUCCAUCGUCUAUUGGAGAAAUGGAAAUGUUGGUUAAGUUGGAUUUAUCACAUUCAGGAAUAGUUAAACUUCCGGAUUCCAUUGGAUAUCUAGAGAAACUAGAAGUGAUUGGGAUUGCUGGAUGGCAAGACAUGGACCUGGCUUUCCCGCAGUGCCUCUUAGUACAAGACGUUCCGGACUUUUAG
Eucalyptus grandis is the source of this 1740-nucleotide messenger RNA. RefSeq names its product TMV resistance protein N-like. The transcript has 5 exons. Gene Ontology annotation, molecular function: ADP binding. Gene Ontology annotation, biological process: defense response. The record is from RefSeq and is a predicted model, not a curated record. Bases 1 to 1740 code for a protein of 579 amino acids. NCBI's taxonomy places the organism in Eukaryota, Viridiplantae, Streptophyta, Magnoliopsida, Myrtales, Myrtaceae.